This is a messenger RNA of Parathielavia appendiculata, 699 nucleotides long. Its product is annotated as ankyrin. The record is from RefSeq and is a predicted model, not a curated record. Bases 1 to 699 code for a protein of 232 amino acids. Gene Ontology annotation, molecular function: protein binding. Lineage: Eukaryota; Fungi; Ascomycota; Sordariomycetes; Sordariales; Chaetomiaceae. The transcript has 2 exons.
AUGCAACAAUCGAUCGACCCAUCGAUUCGCCUGCGCCGAGCAAUCCACGCGAACGACGCGCUGCUUGUCAAGCGCGUUCUCAAAUCGCACCCUCACUUACUCCACAACCCCGACCACUCCCUGACCGGCAAUGCGAACUCCAACCUCCACCUCGCCGCCUCGCUCGGCCAUCUAGCCAUCUGCAAGCUCCUCGUUGAGCUAGGCCACGAAGCCGACACCCCGGCGCUCAACGACGACCAUCAGACCGCGCUCAUGCUGGCCGCCGCGGCGGGGCAGACCGAUGUGGUGAACUUUCUCUGCCAGGAGGACCCAUCCUCCAUCUUGCGCCAGGACCUGCGCGGCCGCGACGCCAUCAUGGAAGCCGCCCUCCACGGCCACGACACGGUACUGCAGAUCUUGCUGACGUACGCCCCCGGCGGCGCCCCUGCGGCGCUGGCACGCGCCGACGUCGACGGGAAUACGGCUUUGCACUUUGCAAGUAGCAACGGCAACUUGCUCGUGAUGCGCACAUUGUUGGCCGCGGGCGCCGAUGCUGGUAGGAAGAAUGCUUGGAGUUGGACGGCCGAGGCUUACAGCGCGACCGUGCAGGCAGAGGUGUACCUUAAGCAGUUGAUCGCUGACAUGGGUGGGAAGCGGAAGGCGGAGAUGGGCAAGACUGGAGGCGCGGUCAGGCUGGUCGGCCAGGAGGUGGGUGACUGA